GUGUCAUGAACGUUGCCCCGUUGUACCGCGAGGUGCUGAAAAGCCUCAGUCGUGCGUGCAAGACGCGUCCGCAUUUUGUGCAAGAUGCGCGGUUCCUCCUUUCCCUACCGCUACUCUCGCACAACAACAAAGACGGCGGUGGCGACACCGUUGGUACCACAGCAAGCUUGACAGCUGCAUCAUGCGCCUUAGCGAGUCAAGCACCCGUGAACCUGGCCGCACCUUCGGAGGAGCCGGAAGGCGCACUCACCUUCCACCACACAACCCUCGAAAACUACCUGCGGCGGCCAGCUUCCAUGUGCUACCCAAUAGACACUCAGACGCUGUUUGCGCUGUGCUACGCCGACCUGCACAGCGCCGUCUUCCAGCCCCCACAGGCCGACGGCAGCGUUAACCCGGUGGCACAGCAAAUUUUGCGCUACCGCAAUCUGCUGUGGUUGAGGGACCGCCUUGCGCGUGUGUUGAGUGACAAGACGACGACGCAGCUCGCCACCUCGCUGAGCAUCGCAGACGGGCCGGACACCGAUGAUUUUAUACCUGAUGAGGCCUUUGACGGACACAGCCGCGACCUCACCGGCAGUGCAUCCGUCACGACGGCUCCGCACGAUCGCCCUGUGGCGGUUGCAAGUGGCGCUGUAUCGGAUGAGGCACACACUGACGGACACGUUAAACCAGAGAAAGGGGCGUUCUCUGCCUCCCCACCUCCGUCCGCUUCAUCGCGAACUGGUGCUGCACAACCUGCUACCGUUGCCCCCGCCACCAUAACGGAAAACGACCCUGAUGUGGUCUACAGCGCUGGCUCCAUCGGACUACAAGGCGAGAUGUUUGUGCUGCGCCAUCGCGAAGCCUUCCCCAUGGCGGCGCACUUCCUCUCUGGCUUUCCUACUGUCCCGGCUGCCGAGCUCGCCGGCUGCGCGCACCAGCAGGCCGCCCUGGUGCGUCUCGUGCGGGACAAGUACCCCACAACGGUGACGUGCGAGGACGGGCAAGUGAGUCUCUCCGUUGCGGUCGAACCUUUUGACCCGCAGUACCGGACGCGGGAGCACGCCGGCAUGGGCUACUUCGCCACGGCACACCGUCAAUUCCGCGUUCGGUUUCAUUUGCAGCCGCUCGUGCGGGACAACGCGGGCGCGGCGGAGAAGACGGAGGUGCUGGUGGUGAACUCGUACUUUGUGCGGCUGGACAUGGAGGUGAUGCAGGUGGUGGAGGAGGUUGGGUACCUGCACAGCCGUGACGUCCUGCGUAUGCUGCGCGAGCGCGACUACGGCGACCACUUUAGCGACAACAUCGGCACCGCCGUGGCUGAUGCGUUAGGAGAGGGGGGAGAAAAGGACACGAGCAAGGGCAGCCGAGGCGCUGCUGGGAAAACGAAGCAUUCGAAAAGAAUUUCGGAAGACACGUCUGCGUCUACCGCCUCGUCGCCUGACAACGCGCGGGUGUUUUCGCUGUAUUUUGUCAACCGAACAGACGCGCCAAUGGUGCUGAAAGGUAUCUUGUACUACAAGAUUGGAAAACGCAAUAAACUCGCAACAGCUCCCAUUCGGUGCAUUCCUUUUGGCUUCGUAUUGCUGGAGGCGUAG
This is a messenger RNA of Leptomonas pyrrhocoris, 1580 nucleotides long. RefSeq lists its product as hypothetical. NCBI's taxonomy places the organism in Eukaryota, Euglenozoa, Kinetoplastea, Trypanosomatida, Trypanosomatidae. The record is from RefSeq and is a predicted model, not a curated record. The transcript has a single exon. Bases 6 to 1580 code for a protein of 524 amino acids.